Danio rerio (zebrafish) is the source of this 2244-nucleotide messenger RNA. The record is from RefSeq and is a predicted model, not a curated record. Lineage: Eukaryota; Metazoa; Chordata; Actinopteri; Cypriniformes; Danionidae.
CUACACUGUGACGACUACGGCAGAUAUGUAAAGCCGACCACACAUUUCUUCAAAUAAAUCCUCGACGACGAAUCGAAGGUCUACUAGACGUCAACUCCAAGACAGAUAUAUCAGAUAAGUAGCUGACCCGGGCACUGCUCGCUUCCGCAAGAUAUUUCUAACGGCGUCGGAGCGCGAAGGAGGAGAGAAGCAUCAGCAUCAGUAAUCAGACUAGGACGCGCUCCCUCCCAACCGCACGGCUGAGGCGGAUUCAACUGCAGCACUGGGGGGACGUAUAUCGCUGGAUGUGGCUGAAGACCGAGUGCUGGGAUAAGAGAGAGCUGCUCAUUCUAACCCUAUGCGCCUUAUAAACACUUCCCAAUCUGGCGGGUUCAGGGCUGAGGCAGGUGCAGCGGUGAGGGCGCAUCCAUGAGCGUCUUCUCCCGGGACGGCAUGUUUUUAGUUUAACCGGAUCGGGGAAGAGGAAAGGCGAGUUCGGAAGUUUUGAUGCAUAUGAUCACAACCACCAUGAUUUUUAUGAUCCUCGGUGCUUCAGUCGUCAUGUGGUCACAGUACCAGGUCAUGUAGCGGUUGCUGUGUUCCAAUACUGCUUGUCAUGUCCCGGUUGACUCGAAUGGUUCUUUGCAGGCGAUAGCGUGUUUAAUGGACAUGAACGCACUCCUGGACCGCUUUCACAACUACAUCUUACCGCAUUUACGAGGAGAGGACCGCGUCUGUCAUUGCAACUGUGGAAGGCAUCAUGUUCACUACGUAAUUCCAUACGAUGGAGACCAUUCGCUCGUGGACUCAUCCGAGAAUUACUUUGUGAGUGACAGUGUGACCAAACAGGAGAUGGACCUCAUGCUGGGGCUGUUGCUGGGCUUCUGUAUCAGCUGGCUGUUGUUGUGGCUGGAUGGAGCUUUGCACUGUGCUGUGAGGGCCUGGAGAGCCAGUCGCUAUUAUGACACCCCUUCCUGGUCGUGGUUGCCACAGUUUUGCAACCUUCGGGACCUGCGUAGACGUGCACAGCUUCGGCAACUGGAGGACUCCAGCGGAAACAUGGUGCACAUCAAGCAGAAGCUUUAUCACAAUGGUCACCCAAGUCCCCGUCACCUCUGACUUUACCGGCAGUUUCCACAAAACUGCUCCCAUUACCAGCUGCUGCCUCAGAGACCCACUUUAAUUGUUCCACUACAUCUUUUAGACCUUCGAAAACCACUUGAGUAUUUGCCAAAAGAAGAAAGAAGAUUCUUGUUGCCAUUAUGCUGAUCCGUGUCAAUGUUCGCCAUGUUUGGCGGGCGAUUUAGAAAGGUUUUUCUCUGUACAGGCAUUUUAUUUUCAAUUGCUGAAUCUAGGCAUGCACUUUUAGAAUGGGGGAGGAUGCAAGAAAUGAUUUUGUGAGACAUUUUGAGCCAAUCCAUGUUUUUUUCCCUUGUUUCCCCCCCACCCACCUUUUUUAGCUUUUCCAUCAGGACUUUUUGGGAGGGGGGUGAUUAGCGGGUGGGGUGGGAGGUGGGUGGUCAUGGUUUUGUGAUGGUAUAGUUAGAGAUUAAUGCUCAUGUAAAUAGUUAUACAUAUUGUUUACGGGAUUUAAAAGGUUAGUUCAACUCAAAAAUGAAAAUUCGGUCAGUUUACUCACUCUGAUGUCAUUCCAAACACACGACAUAAGAAAGAGAGACUUCUGCACUGUUCAUGCAAAACAACUGUGAAGAAUCAAAAGAAAUCCAUAUGAAUUUAGCAUUGAAUCCAAGUCUUCUAAUACGUGGACAACAUUUACAGCAUUCAGAUUUAGGGCUCUAUUUUAACGAUCUGGGUGCAAAGUCUAAAGCUCAUGGCGCAAAAGCAUUAAGGCUGUGUCUGAAUCCACUUUUGCUAUUUUGAGGAGGAACAAAAUACACUUUAAACCCGGCGCAUGGUCUAACAGGGUUGUGUUUAUUCUCUUAAUGAGUUAUUGGGGUCUUUUGAGUAUAAUCUACAUUAAACCAAUCAGAGUCUCAUCUCUCAUUCCCUUUAAGAGUCAGUUGCUUCACACCAUGGCGCAUUUGCUAUCUAUAACUGGAGUUUGUAAGUAGAAAAACACUAGUGAGAAAACUAUGCUGUGAGUUUAAUAGACCAUCUGCGUAAGGAUAAAGAAUCAGCCUCCUGCAUUCAGCCUCUAUACUUUCGCUUUCUCUUUACUUUUACUCUACUCCUUUACUUUCGUGGAUAAGGAAUCGGUGUAAACUCACUCCACUGAAGACAUCCAUUAACCUACAUAUUUAAUUU